AUGUUGGUGGCAGCCAACCUGGCCAUCGUGGUCCUACUGGCGCUAUGCAUCGGUCUGGAGCUCACGGCACGUCGCCUCACCCCACCUCAACCCACCCCCUCUGCCGUGGGAACCAACCCUGCCUUCCGUAGGUUCCAGACCCUGUUCCUCUGAGGCUACCUCCUAGCCUUGUCUGUUGACUGGCUACAGGGGCCAAACCUCUACAAGCUCUACCGCAAUUACAGCUUCCUGGAGUCCCAGAUAGCCAUCCUGUAUGUCGUUGUCCUGGCAUCCUGUGUGCUGUUUGCCCCCGUGGCCAGCCGGCUCACUCAGGUAACAAUAACCAGGACCACAAUAAAAAUAAAAUAAAAUAAAAUAGUUUAUUCGUCAAGUACACAGUUUACAGCAGGUAUAAAUGAUGCAGUGAAAUGCCUACUUGCAAGCUUCCUCAACAGUGAAGUAUCAAUAUAAUUAAAUAAAAAAUAACAAGUAGUAGAAGAAAGUAGUAUGCAUUUUAGUAAUAAAACUGAUAGAUACACAAUAGGAUAUUCAGUAUAAAUUAUGAAUGUGCUAUGUCAAGUAUGACUGUAUUUACAAAUAUAAAGUCAAUAGUGUCUUGGGCACGCAGUUCAGUAAAAUAGUAUAUAAAUAGAACAGCAGCGUUGACUGUGAGUGUGCUUGUGUGUGCCCUUGUGUGUUAGUGUUGGAUGUGUGGAGAGUCAAUGCAAAUAGUCUCUAAGGUGCAGGUCUGAGCAGGUAGACAGCUAGCGUUCGCCGUUCAGCAGUUUGAUGGCCUGGUGGUAGAAGCUGUCUCGGAGCCUGUUGGUCCGAGAACCGAUGAUCCGAGAGCCAAUAAAAAAAUAAGUCCUUAAACCAGUGUUUCCCAAUCCUGGGGACCCAAAGGGGUGUGCAAUUAUGUUUUUUCCCAAGCACUAACACACCUGAGUUUGUUAGUGUUAGGGCAAAAAAUAUAAUGUGCAACCCUUUAGGUCCCCAGGACCAGGAUUGGGAAACACUGCGUUAGACUUUUUACAAUGUAUGUAUUGUUGAACUGCCAUGACUGAGGCAGCUCUAUGUGUAUUUAAAAUGUGCAUUAAUUAAUUAAGGUCCUGGGCCGGAGACGGACCUGCCUGCUCUUCUGCGUGACCUACUCAGCCUGUUGCCUUACCAAGCUGUCCCGGGACUACCUUGUCCUGAUCCUGGGUCGCAUGCCAGGAUGCCUGUCCACCUCUCUGCUCUCCACAGCCUUCGAGGCCUGGUACGUGCAGUGACAUGUGGACGGCCACGACUUCCCUAAAGAAUGGAUCCCUAGUACCUUCACCAAGGCUGCUAGCUGGAACCACGGGUUGGCGGUGGGGGCCGGACUGGUGGCUAACAUGCUGGCUGUGUGGCUCCACCUGGGGCCUGUGGUGCCCUUCCUCCUGGCCGUGCCCUGCAUGGGGAACCUGUGGCUGGGUGGUGCUGACCGACUGAGGCCUGGAGAAGAAGGAUGGAAGUCUGGAAGGGGACAACAAGACGCCCUUGCUCGGUCCUUCUAGUUCAGCACCUCUGGCCCGGGCGUCUGCGCGGGCCCGGUUCUGGCGCAACUGUCAGGAAGGUCUCCGCUGUCUCUUAUCAGACAGACGGGUGAUGCUGCUAGGAGGAGUCCAGGCUCUAUUUGAGAGUGUCCUCUAUAUAUUCAUCUUCCUGUGGACCCCCGUCCUGGACCACUAUGGUCCUCCGCUGGGCAUCGUCUUCUCCUACCUGAUGGCUGCCAGCAUGGCGGGGUCCCUGCUCUACCGCCUGGCCACCUCCACCCGCUACUGCCUCCAGCCUGGCCACCUCCACCCGCUACUGCCUCCAGCCUGGCCACCUCCCCCUACUGCCUCCAGCCUGGCCACCUCCACCCGCUACUGCCUCCAGCCUGGCCACCUCCACCCGCUACUGCCUCCAGCCUGGCCACCUCUUCCCACUACUGCCUCCAGCCUGGCCACCUCCACCCGCUACUGCCUCCAGCCUGGUCACCUCCACCCGCUACUGCCUCCAGCCUGGUCACCUCCACCCGCUACUGCCUCCAGCCUGGCCACCUCCACCCGCUACUGCCUCCAGCCUGGUCACCUCCACCCGCUACUGCCUCCAGCCUGGCCACCUCCACCCGCUACUGCCUCCAGCCUGGCCACCUCCACCCGCUACUGCCUCCAGCCUGGUCACCUCCACCCGCUACUGCCUCCAGCCUGCUCACCUUUUUCUCCUUCUUCAUGCUCAUCUUCUCCACCGCCCCGGGCCAGACCAGACCCCACGAGUCCCUGUUGGCCUUCCUGCUGCUGGAGCUGGACAGUGGCCUCUACUUCCCCGCUGUCAGCUUCCUCCAGGGGAGGGUGAUCCCAGAGGAGAAGAGGGCCGGGGUGCUGGCCUGGUUCAGGCUGCCCCUUCACCUGAUGGCCUGCCUGGGGUUGCUGGCAUUCCACAGGGAGGUGUCAGGGACCGAAGGGGGCGAGGGCGGUAGUUGA
This is a messenger RNA of Coregonus sp. 'balchen', 2468 nucleotides long. NCBI's taxonomy places the organism in Eukaryota, Metazoa, Chordata, Actinopteri, Salmoniformes, Salmonidae. The record is from the annotation of a GenBank genome assembly.